This is a messenger RNA of Colletotrichum paranaense, 1419 nucleotides long. RefSeq names its product 2-methylcitrate synthase. Gene Ontology annotation, molecular function: 2-methylcitrate synthase activity. Gene Ontology annotation, cellular component: mitochondrial matrix. Gene Ontology annotation, biological process: carbohydrate metabolic process; tricarboxylic acid cycle. The transcript is spliced from 3 exons. The record is from RefSeq and is a predicted model, not a curated record. The coding region runs from base 1 to 1419 and encodes 472 amino acids. Lineage: Eukaryota; Fungi; Ascomycota; Sordariomycetes; Glomerellales; Glomerellaceae.
AUGGCUAUGAACAUCACAAAAGGUACCAGAGCUCUUGGAGCUCUGAGGCCUCUGGCAGCUCGUUCUGCCCUCAAUGCGCGCCAGUAUUCAACUUCCGAACCUGACCUCAAGACCACACUAAAGAGCGUCAUUCCCGCCAAGCGGGAACUUCUGAAGAAGGUCAAGGCACACUCGUCCAAGGUCAUUGGGGAGGUCAAGGUCGAGAAUACUCUUGGUGGCAUGCGAGGCCUCAAGGCCAUGGUUUGGGAGGGAUCUGUCUUGGAUGCGAAUGAGGGCAUUCGGUUUCACGGUAGAACCAUCAAGGAUUGUCAAAAGGAGCUCCCCAAGGGAAAGACUGGAACAGAAAUGUUGCCCGAGGCCAUGUUCUGGCUUCUUCUUACAGGCCAGGUCCCGUCCACAAGCCAGGUUCGCCAAUUCUCCCGCGAAUUGGCUGAGCAAGCUCAGUUGCCCGCCUUUGUCAACAAGCUUCUCGACGAUUUCCCCACAGACCUGCAUCCAAUGACCCAAUUUGCCAUUGCCGUCUCUGCUCUCAACUACACCUCCAAGUUUGCAAAGGCCUACGAGCAGGGUAUCAACAAGGCUGACUACUGGGAGCCUACUUUCGACGACUCUAUCUCGCUGCUGGCCAAGCUGCCCACGAUCGCUGCCAAGAUCUACCAGAACUCCUACCGUGGCGGCGGCGCUCUGCCCGCAGAAGUAGACCUGGAGCAGGAUUGGUCUUACAACUUUGCUGCCAUGCUUGGGAAGGGUGGCAAGGCGAAUGAGAACUUCCAAGAUCUCCUCAGACUGUAUCUCGCGCUCCACGGGGACCAUGAGGGCGGUAACGUUUCCGCCCACGCCACUCACCUAGUUGGCAGCGCCCUUAGCGAUCCUUUCCUAAGCUACAGCGCUGGUCUUCAAGGUCUCGCGGGUCCUCUUCAUGGACUUGCCGCGCAAGAGGUUCUUCGGUGGAUUCUACAGAUGAAGGACAACAUUCCCUCGUCUUACUCUGACAAAGACGUCACAGAUUACCUGUGGUCCACCCUCAACUCCGGCAGAGUUGUCCCUGGCUACGGCCACGCUGUCCUGCGGAAACCCGACCCUCGGUUCGAGGCUCUGAUGGAUUAUGCCGCCGCUCGACCUGAGAUCGCACAAGACCCCGUCUUCCAACUGGUGGAAAAGAACAGUCGAAUUGCCCCCGAAGUGCUCAAGAAGCACGGCAAGACCAAGAACCCUUACCCCAACGUCGACUCAAGCUCUGGAGUCCUCUUCCAUCACUAUGGCUUCCACGAGACUCUGUACUACACCGCCACCUUUGGUGUCUCCCGUGGCUUGGGACCCCUUGCUCAAUUGAUCUGGGACCGAGCAUUGGGACUGCCCAUUGAGCGGCCCAAGAGCAUUAACCUGGAAGGUCUUCUUAAGCAAGCUGAGAGCUCGUGA